AUGGAAAUCAUUACGGAGAGGUUCUCCUCGAGCCUUUUCCGUUCAUCAACUCCUGUGUCAAGCCCAAUCAUCCCCGCUGGUGAAGCCCCACCACGGAUUCUCCUUUCGGCAGUACGAGUCGCUAUCAAGAGCAUGGAACCUGGUACAGCCCUCGGACCUGAUCUUAUAUCAGCAGACUUUCUACUGGCUGGUGGCCAUCCCCUUCAUGUAAUCCUAACAGCACACAUGACAUCCUACCUUCAGAAAGAAAGGAUCCCAGACCAGUGGAAGACCUCGCGAACUGUUCUUAUCCAUAAGAAAGGUGACCGAGAGGACCUUCGGAACUACCGUCUGAUAUGCUUGCUGAGCGUGUUAUACAAAGCAUUCACCAAGAUCAUCCUCACGCGCAUACCUAGGACGCUGGAUGAAGCCCAGCCUCAAGAACAAGCUGGAUUCGGUCAAGGGUUCAGCUGCUUGGACCACAUCCAGACCGUGUCGAGGGUUAUAGAGGUUCGCCGGGAAUACCGCCUGCCCCUCGUUCUAACCUUCGUUGACUGUGAGAAAGCCUUCGACAGCGUAGAGACGAAUGCAAUACUGUCAGCGCUGGUCGGUCAAGGUGUGGACGCUUCGUAUUUGAGGACACUAGCUAAUUGCUACGAUCGAUGCACCACGAAGAUACAGGUACGACAAGGCGAUACUAAAUCGCCGAGGCUGUUCACAGCUGCAUUGCAAUGGAUAAUGAAAUCACUUUUCUGGGAAGAAAGGGGCAUACGUGUUGACGGAAGAUUCCUCUCGAACCUUCGUUUCGCGGACGACAUCGUUCUCUUUUCGAGCAGUACCAAUGAAGCAGAAAUCAUGCUCAACGAAUUGAACGAAACAGAGAAGAGAAUAGGACUGCGAAUAAACAGAAAGAAGACACAGUUCAUGAAGAACGCCUACUGCGAGGACAGAGGAGUACAACAUGAAGGCUCCCAAAUCGUGGAAACUUCGUGUCUUCUUUCUCAUACGUAUACCUCGGGCGUUCUAUGA
Messenger RNA from Necator americanus (New World hookworm), 1008 nucleotides. RefSeq lists its product as uncharacterized. The transcript has a single exon. The record is from RefSeq and is a predicted model, not a curated record. The coding region runs from base 1 to 1008 and encodes 335 amino acids. NCBI's taxonomy places the organism in Eukaryota, Metazoa, Nematoda, Chromadorea, Rhabditida, Ancylostomatidae.